Baudoinia panamericana UAMH 10762 is the source of this 1992-nucleotide messenger RNA. RefSeq lists its product as uncharacterized. NCBI's taxonomy places the organism in Eukaryota, Fungi, Ascomycota, Dothideomycetes, Mycosphaerellales, Teratosphaeriaceae. The transcript is spliced from 2 exons. The coding region runs from base 1 to 1992 and encodes 663 amino acids. Gene Ontology annotation, biological process: rRNA base methylation; maturation of LSU-rRNA. Gene Ontology annotation, cellular component: nucleolus. The record is from RefSeq and is a predicted model, not a curated record. Gene Ontology annotation, molecular function: rRNA (cytosine-C5-)-methyltransferase activity; RNA binding.
AUGGCACCGUCGCGUCGUAUGCAAAAGCAGGGUCCGCCGCCGCCGCUGGACGAGGGUUUGCUUAACAAGAAACGGAAGCUGGCUGCUCCCACGAAGGGCUCGGUGAAGAAGCAGCGGAGAAGCGACGAUGCACCGGCACGGAAUGGCAAAGUGAACGGUAUAAGCAGGCCUUCGCAGCAGAAACCUGCCAAGAAGCCUUUAACAUCGAUGCGAAAUGCAGACCAAGAUGAGGAGGACGGUUUCGUGGACCUCGGAGGCGACGCUGUCGAUGAUCCUGAUGUCAUGGAGGACGAACUGGACGGUGUCGUCGAAGAUGGAUUGGACGGUCUUGACGACGACGACGAGACUUUCGAUAGUGAUGCGGAUGACUUCGCGAAUGCGCCGUCAGACCUGGAAGCGGAUGACGAUGUACUGGAUGACGACCAAGUCGUGCAGAAAGGCGUGUGGUCGGAGGACGACGACUCCGACGCGGAGGAGACCCUCACGGCCGCGAACAUUGCCGGCCUGUCGCGACAGCUGGACAGAGAGAAGGCGCAGGAGGACGCAGAGGCUGACGCAGAAUUGGCGGAAGACGCUAUGCAGACGAACAUUGCUCCCGCUGACCUCCCGCAGGACGACGAAGCGGAUGGUGUAAAGAUGAGAAUGCUGGCUCCGGACUUGCAGCUACUGCGUACUCGGAUUACAGAAACGGUUCGCGUACUCAGCAAUUUCAAAGAACUCCACGAUCCAGCCCGGAGCCGCGCAGACUAUACACAGGCUCUCUUAAACGACAUAAGCACCUACUACGGCUACUCGCCAUUCCUCGCUACUAAACUGUUUUCUCUCUUCCCGCCCCAAGAAGCCCUUGCCUUCUUCGAUGCCAACGAGACUCCCAGGCCCAUGGUAAUCCGCACCAACACCCUUCGCACCCACCGUCGCAAUCUUGCCCAUGCGCUUAUCAAUCGCGGUGUCACACUUGAGCCUGUUGGCAAAUGGUCAAAAGUGGGCCUGCAAAUCUUCGAGUCCCAGGUGCCGUUGGGCGCAACGCCGGAAUACCUGGCCGGUCAGUACAUUUUGCAGGCUGCGAGUUCUUUCCUGCCCGUCAUGGCGCUAGCACCACAAGAGCACGAGAGGUGUCUUGAUAUGGCCGCUGCUCCGGGUGGCAAAACAACGCAUAUGGCGGCGUUGAUGCGUAAUACAGGCUGCAUCUUUGCCAACGACGCGAACAAGUCUCGCGCGAAGGCACUAAUAGGCAACAUCCAUCGGAUGGGAGUAAAGAACACAAUAGUGUGCAACUACUCCGCCCUCGAGUUUCCGAGAGUGAUGGGUGGGUUCGACCGCGUGCUCCUUGAUGCGCCUUGCUCGGGUACCGGUGUGAUUGCGAAGGACGCCAGUGUGAAGACGCACAAAACACCUGAAGACUUCUUACGCUUGCCGCAUCUGCAGAAACAACUACUCCUCUCAGCCAUCGACUCUGUCGAUCACGCUUCCAAAACCGGUGGCUACAUAGUCUACUCCACCUGCUCCGUAACGGUGGAGGAGAAUGAGCAGGUGGUGCAGUACGUGCUCAACAAACGACCCAAUGUGCGGCUCGUGAGUACAGGGUUGGUGUUUGGGAGGGAAGGGUUUGUGAAGUAUAUGGGCAAGCGCUUCCAUCCUAGUAUGAAGGAAACGAGGCGUUUCUACCCGCAUGCCUACAAUGUUGACGGCUUCUUUGUUGCUAAGUUGAAGAAGACUGGGCCUACGCCGGUUGGGGCUGUGAGGGCGCAGGGAACUGUGGCGGAGAAGGAACGACUUGUCAACGGCGCAAGGACGGAGGAAGAAGUGCAUGGCAUGGAGGAUGGAACUGGUGUGGAGGUGGACGAGAAUGGCGAUGUUGUGGAAGAUGGGUUCGGAGGCUGGGACGAUGAUGAUGUGGAUGCGGAGUUGAUUGAGAGGAGUCUGAAAAAACAGUUGAGGAGGAAAGGUAUUGACCCGAGAGCGAAAAAGGAACAGGCGAAGGCUGUAAAGUAA